CACAAACCCUAGAAUACUCUCUUUCCCUUUUGCCUUUAUUGCUUUUUGUAACAAAAUAAAAUAUUGAAUAUACUUUCCCUCCGGAGUGGUGUUUCCUCCAUGAAAUGGGAAAUGGAGGUGUAUGAAAUCGAAGCAGUCCUCGAGAAAAUCUGGGAUUUACACGAUAAGCUUAGCGAUGCUAUUCACUCCGUUUCUCGCGCUCAUUUCCUCAAGUCUCGCACUAGUAAGUCCGAUGACUUCCGUUCUAAGAAGAAACCCGACCCGUUAAAAGCUGGUUACGUUUACGUUAAGGAGUUCCGUGUAGAUGACGAUGAAAACGCCGUUCAUGAAGCUAAGAGUCUUAAUGCUAUUCGCACUGCUCUUGAACACCUUGAGGACCAGCUUGAGUUCUUCCAUACCGUGCAAAAUCAGCAACGUGCAGAAAGGGAUGCUGCCGUUGCUCGCUUAGAGCAAAGCCGAAUUGUUCUUGCAAUGCGAUUGGCUGAACAUCAGGGUAAAAACUAUAAAUUCAUUGAAGAAGCUCAAUCUUUGGUGGGAGAUGUUCGUAAUGCGAGUCAGUUUGUUUCUCCUGAAAAUCUUUAUGCUCCUGCUACAAGCCCCCCAGGUGAGAAUUUAACGGCGCAGAAGAGGAAGAGAUCAAAUGCUCUAGUCAAUAUACUCUUCUCUAGUUUUAAUUUCUUUAGGAAGUCUCUUAGAGUGGACGAAGUGGGUGGAAUUUUGGGAAAUGCAGCCUUGGUUGCAAUCAGCAUGCUUGCACUGAUGCACCUGCAGCAAGUUGGUAGCAAGGAAAAGUACCUUUUGGACUUCCCAUUAGGACAAGAUGUUGGCCCCAACAGAAAUAUGAGAAAAAUCUCUCAGCCUGAGGGGUCAUCUUCCAGUCUAAAUUUGGAUGUGUUGUCAGCCAGGGGCUGAAACGUAAAAUAAAGUUGGUAUACAGUGAGAAUUGGGGAGAAAAAAGAGGGUAUUAUGUAACUGCUUCCACUUAGCUGCCGAAGUUUUGUUGAUUGAUGGGUAGAGCUUUUGUUUCUGGUGGUUGUUAAUGCUUAGUCGUGUAAAAACAAAUUUUAGAUCUAUUAAAGCAUAAGAUGUGAGUUUGUCUU
This is a messenger RNA of Lycium ferocissimum, 1100 nucleotides long. Its product is annotated as plastid division protein PDV1. Bases 100 to 912 code for a protein of 270 amino acids. The transcript is spliced from 2 exons. Gene Ontology annotation, biological process: chloroplast fission. Lineage: Eukaryota; Viridiplantae; Streptophyta; Magnoliopsida; Solanales; Solanaceae. The record is from RefSeq and is a predicted model, not a curated record.